AUGCUACUCCCUCUUUUCCAGCUGAUUGACAUCACAGGCAAAGACCAGGACGAGUCCAUGAUCGCACUGCACGAUUGCAACGGGGAUGUCAACAGAGCUAUUAACGUGUUGCUGGAGGGUAGCCCGGACACUGACUCUUGGGAAAUGGUGGGGAAGAAGAAAGGGGUGUCGGGCCAGAAGGAGACGAGCCAAGCAGAAACCGGAGAGGAAGGAAAAGAGAACAGGGAGAAAGGAGGCGAGAAAGAUGUUGCACGUCGUCGGGGUGGAGCUCCACGUAAGGGCCGUGGAGCCAGCAGGGGACGAGAGUUUCGCGGUCAGGAGAAUGGCUUGGAUGGCAGCAAGGCUGGAGUAGCUGGAAGAGGAGCCGAGCGAGGCCGAAGGGGAAGAGGCAGAGGAAGAGGGACUAUCGGAGUAUCUGGACGGCGAGGAGGCCGGUUUUCAGCGCAGGGCAUGGGCCAGAUUGAUAAGGGGCCCACAUAUGAUAUUGCUGGAGGUGAGAGAACAUUCAACCCUGCUGACUAUGCAGAGCCAGCCCAGACAGAAGAAAAUUAUGGAGGGGGCAGCACCUGGAACAACACGGGAAGUGUGGAGCUGGAGGAGUCGACUAGGCUGGAAUACUCUGCAGGAGAGGGAACAAAUUACCCGCCCAAGUUUGACUCUGCUCCUGGUGCCUGGAGGUCUGCCACAGAGGAGUGGGGAACUGAAGACUGGAAUGAGGAUCUUUCAGAGACCAAGAUAUUCACAUCCUCCAGUGUGGCAUCCUUGCCGCUACCUCAGGAGAAUGUUACCAUCACCAAAGGACAGAGGAUUGACCUGGCGGUGCUUCUGGGGAAGACUCCUCCAUCCUUCUCCUCAGAGACAGAAACCCCCCCCAUGGAGGCCACCCAGCCUCCCUCCUUGUCCCAAUCACUGGUUUUUAGUAAUUCCAAGCAGGGGCCGCCACUGUCCCAAACAUCCUCCAGCACCCCGUACACCCAGCACAGCAUGGUCAGCAUGCUGAGCAAGGGAUUCGGGGAUGUGGGAGACCCUAAAGGAGGCAGCACAGGGACCACAGGCUCUCAGUUCCUGGAGCAGUAUAAAAACGCUCAGGCACUGGCCCAGCUGGCAGCCCAGCAUUCCCAGACUGGACCUCCGAACACAACCCCUUCAUCCUGGGACACCAGUGCCGCCUCACUUGGACAAUACGAUAUGAAGACUCAGCCCGAGUCUGUGGUCCAUUCGCCCUUUACGAAGCGGCAGCCUUACCAGGCCACCACCUCAGCGUCGUCCAUGUUGGAUGUUUUCCUGCAGGACAAAGGCCUGCCUCCUUCCUCCUCUGUCCCCUCGUCAUCUUCCUUACCCCAACAUACAACAUCCUCACCCCAUGUGGUGCCUCCGCCUGCUUCAUCCCUUCCCAAAAUGGCAGCAGUCCCAUCUCUCGGUCAGCAGGUUUCUCCAAGUUCAUCAGAUGCCCAGGGUUCGAGUCCACUGCCUUUGCAGCAACACAAACUUAAACAACAGAAGAAGAGGGCGUCCAUUACAACAAAGAUUCCAGCAAUGGCAGUGGAGAUGCCUGGCUCAACGGACAUUUCAGGACUUAAUCUUCAAUUUGGAGCGCUGCAGUUUGGGUCAGAACCAGUUCUACCAGAGUAUGAGUCCACUCCUUCUACAACGCAAGCCAACCAGGUUCAGAACAGUCUCUACACGAGCCCCAGCAGUGAGUCGACUCCAGCUCUCUCCAACUCCAGCCAGAUGGACCUGUAUGACCAGAGAGCGCCUCAGACACGACGCUACCCUCCCUCAGUCUCCUCCUCCCCUCAGAAGGAUAUGCAGUCCAAGAAUGGCUUCAGUUCAAUACAAGCAGCGCAGUCUUUGGAAGCUGCAGCAGGCUCUGCAAUCAAGCCAGCCUCUGAUUCAAUCACGCAGGCAUCCGGCUCCAGCUUGGGCACUUUGACGGACAGCGGCACAGGCCCUGCCUCCUUGUUGACGGCAUCCAAUCAGACAUCCCUAAGCGCUCUGGGGCACAGUGAAGACCUGCCUCCAAGCACCAUUCCUCCUCCUCAGCACAACAACUCUCACCCAUCACAACAGAACAGCCUUGCCCCAUCUUCAGUCCGGACAUCCAACUCAAGCUUACUGCAUCCAAACGUAGAUGGUGACUCAAGCCUGCACUCCUCCUCCUUCCCUUCCUCAGUCUCAGUCCCCUCUUCUUCAGUCCCCUCCUCUUGCUCGGCAGCAGUUGCUGCACAGGUGUCCCUCGGGGCCCCUCAGGCAUCCUCGGUGGGCUCUGCCACAGUCUCAGCUCCUUCCGGCCUCGGGCCCGUCAGCAGUCUGGCCAUGGGCCUCAACCCGGCCUCCAUGGGUGCUCCAUCUGCAGCAGCCACCGCAGUUCUACUCUCCACGGCGGCUUCAACCAUUCCCUCUGCAGCUACUUCAUCAUCCGCACGCAGCUCUGCAGCAUCCUCAGGGAAAGCACCUCCAAACCUGCCACCUGGAGUGCCCCCUCUACUGCCCAACCCAUACAUCAUGGCUCCGGGACUACUGCAUGCCUACCCUCCUCAGGUCUACGGCUACGAUGAUCUUCAGAUGCUUCAGACAAGAAUACCGCUGGAUUAUUACAGCAUCCCCUUUGCGACUCCCACAACAGCACUGACUGGCAGAGAUGGCAGCCUGGCGAACAACCCUUACUCUGGUGACCUGUCAAAGUUCGGUCGAGGUGAUGCAUCAUCCCCAGCUCCAGCCACCACAUUAGCUCAAACACAACAGAACCAGACCCAGACACAUCACACCACACAGCAGACCUUCCUCAACCCGGCACUGCCGCCUGGCUACAGCUACACAAGCCUCCCAUACUACACCGGCAUGCCAGGCCUGCCCAACACCUUUCAGUACGGACCUGCUGUGUUUCCGGUGGCUCCUACCUCGUCAAAGCAGCAUGGUGUGAAUGUCGGCGUCAACGCAUCAGCGACACCUUUCCAGCAGGCUAGUGGAUAUGGUUCCCAUGGAUACAGCACUGGCUAUGAGGAUGUGGGCCAGGCUUCAGGGAGUGGGGAUUUCUGUAAGGGCGGAUACGGCACUGCCGUGGCCGCUGCCUCUUCUGCACAAAACAAGCCAGCCAGCUCUGUCACCGGGCCUGGAGUCGGAGUCUCUGUCACAUCGAGCAACACCGGGGUACCAGAUAUUUCAGGGUCCGUUUACACAAAGACGCAGUCGUUUGAGAAGCAGGCUUUCCACGCAGGGACACCGGCAGCUUCGUUCAGCCUGCCCUCAGCUUUAGGGAGCGGGGGACCCAUCAACCCCCCGGCUGCCGCUGGCUACGCCCCUGCCCCGUUCAUGCACAUCCUGGCACCGCACCAACAACCCCAUUCUCAGAUUCUGCACCACCACCUGCAGCAGGAUGGACAGAGCGGCACUGGACAGCGCAGCCAGAACGCUUCCAUUCAGCAGAAGUCUCAGAUCAACAAGUCGGCGUACAACAGCUACAACUGGGGGGCAAACUAACACCCACUGUUGGCCCCUCCCACCAAACCAACGCCGUUGAAAGAAGCCAGGAGGGGGCUCAUCGCUCCUCCUGCAAAAACCCUCUCCACGUAUAAAACUCCCUGUUCCUCCUCCAGAGAUCUCCCUCCCCCCGUCUCUUGGCCCAGCACUCCUGCAGCUCUGGCCACGGUCAGAGGAGGUGCUGUGCCGAGAGAACGAGCACCGUCACGAUGCACGGAUGGGUGGGAGGGACGGGAGGGUUCUUAGAACAGAGGAGUAAUCGGAGCUGAAUGGUUAUAGAAACACGCCGUCAAGAGGUGAAAUAUUGAGUGUUGGGAAUUUGUAUAAUGUUAAUUCCUCCGCCCCUUCCCUUUUUCUUUCACUUGUAUGUAACAUAGAACUGUUUUCUAAAAGAAUGAACAUUUCCUGUG
Paralichthys olivaceus (Japanese flounder) is the source of this 3890-nucleotide messenger RNA. The record is from RefSeq and is a predicted model, not a curated record. Lineage: Eukaryota; Metazoa; Chordata; Actinopteri; Pleuronectiformes; Paralichthyidae.